AUGGCGAACGGAACCUCAGACGAGGUGAAGAAGAUUGUGUCGACUCUCAAUGCUGGUGAGGUGCCGUCUCAGGAUGUUGUGGAGGUCGUGGUGAGCCCUCCAUUUGUGUUCCUUCCAUUGGUCAAAAAUUUGUUGAGGCCUGAUUUUCAUGUUGCGGCCCAAAAUUGCUGGGUAAAGAAAGGUGGUGCUUUUACUGGUGAGAUUAGUGCUGAGAUGAUUGUCAAUCUAAGCAUUCCUUGGGUCAUUAUCGGCCAUUCUGAAAGGAGGCUUCUGUUAGGUGAAUCAAAUGAGUUUGUUGGAGACAAAGUUGCAUAUGCCCUUGAUCGAGGUUUGAAGGUAAUAGCUUGUGUUGGGGAGACCCUUGAGCAGCGAGAAUCAGGAUCGACUAUGGUUGUUGUUGCUGCACAGACUAAGGCAAUUGCAGAACGAGUACCAGGUUGGUCUAAUGUUGUUUUGGCCUAUGAGCCUGUUUGGGCUAUUGGAACUGGGAAAGUUGCAACUCCUGCUCAAGCUCAGGAAUGCAGCCAUUCUUUAUGCCCUCCAGUGAGAGGGGGACCAGGAAAGAUAGCUGCAUUGGUGGAUCAGGCUGAGCUAUCUAGUCCUAUCAAGGAACGAGUACCAGGUUGGUCUAAUGUUGUUUUGGCCUAUGAGCCUGUUUGGGCUAUUGGAACUGGGAAAGUUGCAACUCCUGCUCAAGCUCAGGAAUCUGCAAGAUCAUGCUGGAAUGGAUGUCACUGCAAUCCCCCUGUGAGAGGGGGACCCGGAAAGAUGGCUUCAUUUGUGGACCAAGCUGAGCUAUCUAGUCUAAUUAAGGUGAGAGGGGGACCAGGAAAGAUAGCUGCAUUGGUGGAUCAGGCUGAGCUAUCUAGUCCUAUCAAGGGUUGGGUACAUUCUGAAUUAAGGAAAUGGCUUCAAGUGAACACCAGCCCUGAAGUUGCUGCUACAAUCAGGAUUAUCUAUGGAGAGACUGCUGGAUAUUCAGUCACCAUAAUGUCUUACAUAGUGUGUGAUCGAGUACAUUCUGAAUUAAGGAAAUGGCUUCAAGUGAACACCAGCCCUGAAGUUGCUGCUACAAUCAGGAUUAUCUAUGGAGGUUCUGUGAGUGGUGCCAACUGCAAGGAAUUGGCUGCACAACCUGAUGUUGAUGGUUUUCUAGUCGGUGGAGCUUCUCUCAAGCCGGAAUUCAUUGACAUUAUCAAGUCUGCUGAGGUGCCAAAAAAUGCCUAAUCUUGGUACCGUUCAUGGGUAGUUGGAAUUUUGGAGUUUUUGCCAGGAGAGUUAUAACUUCCAUUUCAUACAUAAAACUCUUAUCAGGGAUUUAAGUUUGAGUUUGUACUCUUGGCCGGAAUUUAAAUUGGCUUCCAUGUAUGAAUAAAUAUGGCACAUCAUUCUCCUAUGUUUUGCCAUAGACAUAUUUUUCUUAUUUGUAGCUUGAAUGUGUUUUUGUUGGCACUAAUGUUAGCAGUAGUUAUCUGGCUUAUGGUAGCAUUGGCUGCGUUCAAUAGUAUAGGUUUGGUGCACAUUUGCAGAAACACAUCAAACCAUUUGUUUGUUAUCUAAAACUGAGGAAGGUUUUGGCUUGUUUAUUUCCUCUUCAAACUUUUUAUUCGAG
Messenger RNA from Ilex paraguariensis (yerba mate), 1612 nucleotides. The record is from the annotation of a GenBank genome assembly. NCBI's taxonomy places the organism in Eukaryota, Viridiplantae, Streptophyta, Magnoliopsida, Aquifoliales, Aquifoliaceae.